UAUAUUCUGUUUUUCCUCGACCGUUUCUCUUUCUCUUUGCGUCUUCUUUGCUCUCUGAUCAUCUUCAUCACCGGGUUUUUCUUGAACCCUUUUUAAACAGUACUAGUAUAAAUCAUCAUGCCCCAAGAAAAACUAAAAAACCAGUAACCUUUCGGCCUUCAAAACUAAGCGUACGGUGACCCAAAAGUCAAAAAGAGAUCUAACCGUCCUCUCACGGUUCUUUCCUAGCAACUUCCAAAGGGUUUUUGUGCUUCAAGCUAAAACAUCCAUAUCACAUAUAUCUGUUGUGACUUGUAUCUCAAACCAUUGUCCGUUACUUUAGCAUAAAACGGACAUGAUUGAGAGAGAGUGAUCGAGCAGUCCGUGCUUGUGUUCACCGAGAUCUUAGCAUGCGUUAUAUAUAAUCUUAGUUUUGAAGUGUAGAUGUCUAAGGCCUUCUCAAGAGUGUCAACUCUUUCCUGCCACGUUUGUUUCAAAAUCUAGUCUUUUGGCACGUAAAAGAGCAAAAAGGUUGAAGACUUUUGGAGGCCCAAAUCAGUAAUAUCUGCCCCUCUGCUACAUGUACUAUUCCUAUUAGCUUUUCUCAGAUAGUGACAGAGAAUCUAUUUAAAGGAUUCCCCCAUUUGCUCCAACUCAAUUGAAACCAAACCGGCCCCGUCCUCCCUACACAUCGUAAACACUGGUUUCUAGGUUUUGUACUGGAAGAGGGAAGCAUGGUAGCCGGGAAAAUGCAUCCGGUGAAUGAGUUAAAGGGAGCAUAAAAGCUGCUGAACAGCUUAAUGCAGUCAUCUUUGUGGCGGAGCGGCAACAGAGUAAAAAACACAGAGUUCCAAUAUUCGUAGAUAGUUAUGGAAAUGUUUCAGCCAAACAUGUUCGAUACUCACCAUCUUAUGCUGGACAUAAUGACACCCAAGUCUUCCGAAAGUGAAUUGGUAAAGAUUAGAGAUCAGGACGAUUUCGAGACUGGAUCAGGCACUGAAAUCAUGGAAGUAGCUCCCUCCGGAGAAGACCAAGAUCCCAACCAAAGCUCCAAAAGAAAGCGCUACCACCGCCAUACCCAGGGACAAAUCCAGGAAAUGGAAACCUUCUUCAAGGAGUGCCCUCAUCCAGAUGACAGGCAAAGGAAAGAACUGAGCCGUCAGCUAGGGUUAGAGCCUCUACAAGUCAAAUUUUGGUUCCAAAAUAAGCGGACGCAAAUGAAAGCCCAACAUGAACGCCAUGAGAAUGCAAUUUUAAAGGCAGAGAACGAAAAACUUCGUGCGGAGAACAAUAGGUUCAAGGAAUCCCUGGGGAAUACGUCAUGCCCCAACUGUGGAGGUCCAGCGACUCUUGGUGAGAUGUCGUUCGACGAGCAGCAUUUGAGGAUCGAGAAUGCUCGUUUAAGAGAAGAGAUUGAUAGGAUAUCUGUGAUUGCGGCCAAAUAUGUUGGCAAGCCUUUGACUUCGUAUUCUCACCUUUCACCCCUCGUGCCUUCCCGCUCCGGCCUUGAUCUUGGGGUCGGGAACUUUAAAGCACAGACAGGGUUUGUAGGGGAGAUGUAUGGAGGGAAUGAUCUCCUCAGGUCAGUUUCAGGGCCUACUGAGGCAGAUAAGCCAAUGAUUGUUGAGCUCGCCGUGGCAGCAAUGGAAGAACUCGUAAGGAUGGCUCAGGGUGGAGAGCCAUUGUGGGUUUCGUGUGCCAACUCUACUGAGAUAUUGAAUGAAGAAGAAUAUUUGCGGACUUUCCCUAGGGGAAUAGGCCCCAAACCAUUAGGAUUAAAAUCAGAAGCAUCGAGGGAAUCUGCCGUAGUUAUUAUGAAUCAUAUCAACCUUGUUGAGAUUCUCAUGGAUGUGAAACGAUGGUCAACUGUGUUUUGUGGUAUUGUUUCGAGAGCAACGACUUUAGAUGUUCUCUCAACUGGAGUGGCAGGGAACUAUAAUGGAGCCUUGCAAGUGAUGAAAGCUGAAUUCCAAGUCCCUUCACCGCUUGUUCCAACUCGUGAAAAUUACUUUGUAAGGUACUGUAAACAGCAUGCCGAUGGGACUUGGGCAGUUGUUGAUGUUUCCUUGGAUAAUUUGCGCCCUAGUUUUAUUUCGAGGAGUCGACGAAGGCCAUCUGGUUGUUUGAUCCAAGAAUUGCCAAAUGGUUACUCAAAAGUUAUAUGGAUCGAACAUGUAGAAGUAGAUGACAGAGCUGUUCACAGUAUAUACAGACCAUUGGUCAAUUCAGGUAUUGCUUUUGGAGCAAAACGUUGGCUGGCGACCUUAGAUCGACAAUGUGAACGUCUUACUAGUUCAAUGGCCAAUAACAUUCCAGCAGGAGAUUUAUGUGUAAUAACAAGCACAGAAGGGAGAAAGAGUAUGCUGAAGUUGGCAGAAAGAAUGGUGAUGAGCUUUUGUACUGGUGUGGGUGCUUCUACUGCGCACGCAUGGACAACAUUAUCAGCAACAGGUUCUGAUGAAGUAAGGGUUAUGACCAGAAAGAGCAUGGAUGAUCCCGGCAGGCCUCCUGGUAUUGUGCUGAGCGCUGCAACUUCCUUCUGGAUUCCAGUUCCAACAAAGAGGGUUUUUGACUUCCUUCGGUAUGAGAACUCUCGAACCCAGUGGGAUAUCCUUUCGAACGGUGGCCUAGUUCAAGAAAUGGCACACAUAGCCAAUGGUCGUGAUCAAGGCAACUGUGUCUCUUUACUACGAGUAAAUAGCGCGAAUUCGAGUCAAAGUAAUAUGCUGAUACUACAAGAGAGUUGCACUGAUUCAACUGGAUCAUACGUAAUUUAUGCUCCAGUUGAUAUAGUUGCCAUGAACGUGGUCUUAAGCGGCGGGGAUCCAGAUUACGUCGCACUUCUACCAUCAGGAUUUGCCAUACUGCCCGAUGGGCCUGCAGGUGUAAACGGUGGGGGCAUUCUUGGGGUUGGAUCUGGUGGCUCUCUGUUGACAGUUGCGUUUCAAAUCUUAGUAGAUUCAGUCCCAACGGCAAAACUCUCUCUCGGAUCAGUGGCUACAGUGAACAGUCUAAUAAAGUGCACGGUAGAAAGGAUCAAGGCUGCAGUCAUGUGUGAGAAUUCAUGAUUGACAUGAUCACUUAAUUAAUAUGCAGAACAAAAGAACGGAAGAAAAGAAGGGAGCCAAGUCAGGGAAGCUGGUACGUGAUCAUGCGUAGUCCAAAAUUCGGAUCAGAAAAAUAGCCAAGGAAAGAAGUCAAGAACGCACCUUAUAAUAAUAUCCUUGCCUGGCAGAUCAUGUCAAUCUGCCGCCCUGCGAGGGUUAUAGGUUCGGGUAUUGACUUCACCUAUAUAAUAAAGAGGAAUUUUGUAAAAUCAGACUGUUUUUAUAAUUAGGUAGUCUCCUGCAGUCAGCUUUUCUAAUUAACUUCCUAUA
Molecule: messenger RNA, 3356 nt
Organism: Juglans regia (Persian walnut)
Lineage: Eukaryota; Viridiplantae; Streptophyta; Magnoliopsida; Fagales; Juglandaceae
Product: homeobox-leucine zipper protein MERISTEM L1-like
Exons: 12
Coding region: 849-3047 (732 amino acids)
Biological process (GO): regulation of DNA-templated transcription
Molecular function (GO): lipid binding; DNA-binding transcription factor activity, RNA polymerase II-specific; DNA binding
Source: RefSeq, a predicted model, not a curated record